UAAUGAUUGACAGCUGAAGAGGCGGGACUGAAAUUACAUUCGAUGUCUAUUGGCUAAGUUUCUUUGACGUCACCACAUUGGAAUGCAAAUCAAGAGCGUUGCCUCGACCCACCUCCUCUCUUGCUCUGCUGCUGCUACUCCGAACCGAGUGUGUUGGGCGCUGCGAGCCACCGUCCACAGAUACAUGUUGUUGGUGUUGGAGCAGCACCAAGGAAGCUCGGCCACAAGGAGGAACAAGACUACGAGGGCUUGGAAAAGGGCACAGGAGAGCCAUUCAGAAGAGCCGGGGGUCAAAGGUGAGAAGAGCAGAGGGCACCAUGGAGAGUGAACCCGGGGCCCCUGCCUCCACCGCCAACAGUACUGGGACCCUUUCCACCACCACAGCCACCACCCCCUCCUCCUCAUCUUCCUCCUCCACCACCACCAAUUCUGCCAGCAACUCGUCUGUUAGCACUAGCUGUACCUCUAAUGCCACUACUGUUGCUUCUGCUACAUCUGCUAGUAGCAGUAGUAGUACUACUACUACUAGUAGUAGUAACACUAGCAGCAGUGUCAACAGUAGCACUACAGUAGGAAGGCAAGCGAUGCCCCAGAUAUCCGUUUACAGUGGAAUACCUGACAGGCAGACGGUACAGGUUCUUCAGCAGUUUCACAGACAACCAAACACAGCAGCUCAGUACCUCCAGCAGAUGUAUGCCGCUCAGCAGCAGCAUUUGAUGCUGCAGACUGCCGCUCUGCAGCAGCAGCACAGCCUCAGCACCGCCCAGCUGCAGAGCCUCGCUGCAGUUCAGCAGGCCAGUAUCGCGGCUGGCCGGCAAACUUCUUCACAGAACGGCACUUCAUCUCAACAGACGGGGUCCACUCAGGCUACGAUCAACCUGACCACCUCCCCAGCGGCUGCUCAGUUGAUUAGUCGGGCCCAGAGCAUUAGUUCCACCCCCACUAGUAUUUCCCAGCAGGCUGUUCUGCUCGGCAGCCAAUCCAGUCCAACCCUCACAGCCAGCCAGGCACAGAUGUACCUGCGUGCACAGAUGGCCCAGCAAAGUAACCUGGUGCAGGUGGCCAGGAACCUGGGACGGGCUGUUCCUCUGUCCCCACAGCUCAUCUUCACGCCAGCUGCCACAGUAACCGCUGUGCAGUCAGACAGCUCUGCUCAGGCCUCCUCACAGAAUCAGGUUCAGAAUCUGGCUAUACGUGGCCAGCAGGGGGCGACCACAUCCUCCUCUCAGACUCAGACCUUGCAGGCUCUCAGUCUGAAGCAGAAUCCAGUUCCCAUUCAACCUGCCUCACUGGUCAAGAAUCCCAGCCAAGCGACCCAGUCCUCCUCCGGGGGCAAGGCCGGCACCUCCGAUGGUCUCCCUGAUGGAGGAAAGAAGGGGGACAGUGUAGCUGUUACCGAGGUCCGAGCUAUAAACAUGAGCCGCAGUGUUUCUGCUGUCAGCUCUCAGCCUCUCAUCGCUCCUGCGUACACCCAGAUUCAGCCCCAUUCACUGGUUCAGCAGCACAAACAACAGCAGUUUGUGGUGCAGCAGAGUCAGAGUUCCCAACGGACAGCAGGCCAGCUGCUGCAGACGGCCUCCAUUCAGCCAUCCCAGCACCCCGUCCCCGUGCUGCCCAAACCUGCUCCUCACCAACCAGCCACUCCCAGCCAGCAGGCCACCAUCUUCCACUCCACCAUCAGCCCCCACGCUCUUCACUCCUCCAUCAACCACGCCAAAGCUCAGCCCGUCCAGCUCACUGCCAUCAAUUUACAGAUCCAGCCAACGGCUGCUAGACUGCUUCAGGAAAAUAAAGACAAGCCCACCUCACUGGUGGUCAGAGAGACGAGUCAGCCUCCGUCCACACAGCAGCGACAACAACAACAACAACAACAACACCCUGCGCCCUCCUCAUCGCAAUCCUCCAAGAUGGGAGAUCAAAUCAAAGUCAACCAGGCCACACCUCCUGUUCAACCACAAGGGUCUGACUCUGCAAAGAGGCCAAGCGCAGUCACGGCGGGCUCCCCACCUCCUGCCAUGACUUCCGGAAACGAGAGCGAGGCGCCCACCGUGAUGGGCAGCACGCCACAGAAUGGAGAGAGCAAACCGCCACAGGCCAUCGUCAAGCCUCAGGUCCUCACACACGUCAUCGAAGGGUUCGUCAUCCAGGAGGGAGCGGAGCCGUUCCCCGUUUGUGUGGAGCGUUUGCCCAUCCUCAUUGACAGUCCAAAGAAGCUGGAUCAUCAGCUGUCCUCAGACCCUGACAAAACUCCAGUCAGCAACGCGGCAAACACAGACUCCGAGCCUGAGGACAUAAACCAGCCAGAGAAAGAAGAACCCAAGCUGACCUGUGAAUAUUGUGGCUGGGUAGACUUUGCCUACAGGUUCAAAGGCUCCAAACGCUUCUGCUCUGUGGUUUGUGCCAAGAGGUAUAAUGUCGGCUGCACAAAGAGGGUUGGACUUUUUCGUCCGGAGAGGAACAAACCAACUAAUCGCUGGCGCCGGAGAUCCCAGGGUCGGCCCAGCAUAGAGGCCAAAAAGCAGAAACUUUCUCCCUUACAACAGAACCAGGGUGGUUCAGUGUCCUCUCCACACGCCUCUCAGCCCAGUCAGGAAGAGUCCAGUCCAUGUUCAGACAUGUCCAGCUACGAAGAGCCGCAGUCUCCUUUGUCAGUAGCCAGCUCAGGCCCCCUCGCCCCCGCUCCAGUCUCUGCUCAGGUCCCUGUCCGUCAGCCAAGCAGGGCCUUGGACCAGGAUGGCGGCUCUGGAAGAGAUGCCCCGUCGCUCUGUGAACGCUUUCUACCCAGCGACCCCACCAAGUGGAACGUGGAAGAGGUUUACGAGUUCAUCCGCUCGCUGCCAGGUUGUCAGGAAAUUGCAGACGAGUUUCGCUCUCAAGAGAUAGAUGGACAAGCUUUGCUCUUACUGAAGGAGGACCACUUGAUGAGCACCAUGAACAUUAAGCUGGGACCAGCACUUAAGAUCUUUGCACGCAUCAACAUGCUCAAAGACUCAUAGCAAGAAUCUUUCUGUUUGUGUAGACUGUAGCACCGACGGCACACAUAACUAACUGCACUACAGCCUUUCAUUUUUGGACUCCUUUCACUUGAACCUGCAAGUGCAUUGCCUUUUUCUUCUUGCCAUUUCUGGCUUGUUAGAGAGCUGUUUGACUGGUUUGGAAGAACCAUCAUACCACACACACAUACAUGCUGCCCAUGUAAGCAUCAUAUUCAGUUUACAUGUGGAGCUCUGGAAAAGGGUAGCGUUUGGGAGGACUUCAACUGAUUAUUUGUGUCUGUGCUGGGUCACACCGCAUCACAGUUGGUGCUGAUUUAGCUCAAAACACGAGUGACGUCUGAAUUUAUUAUUGGUGUUUUUGAGCGCUUUUCUUGGCACGCGAAUGAUGGGGAGAUGGCUGCUGGGAGCACAAGAUGGCACUCAUUAAUUGACUCGUUUUUAUUCAGCAUAUGAUCCUUUCCCUUUUUUCCUAAUAAGACUUUAACACAAAGCUUAAAAGCAGAGACACUAUUCAGACAGCUUCUUUAGCCAAUUUUACUCUGUAGAUUUAAACUGCAUACAGUUUUGUUUUAAAGGAAAGUUAAAGAUGAAAUACAUUUUCUGUCCUAAUUUCAGUGGAGGACACUAAUUUACCCCAAGGUUUCCACUGUUUGUUUUUUUCCUGUCUUCAAUUUUCCUCCAAAAAGAAUGGUUCUGAGGUUAUCUUAUGUUGCAUUUAUGAAACACAAAGGUUUAUAUGUACAUAGCAGUUCAAGGAAUGGGAAAGGGGUCUAACUGUUCUUUCUGUAACUUAUCUUUUUUAUUUUUAAAUAGAAGUAUAAAUUUACAAAAUAUUUUUAAAAAUAUGCAAAUGUAUGAAGCAACAUUGGCCUUUUUUAAGAUCUUUAAUUGCGUUUUCGUGGUGUUAUAGAAGUAAGCCUUUUUUUUUAAACCAUUCAUUGUAAAAUGCCUGUAUUUAUGAAAACUGUUUGUAUCACAUUUUACAGUCAUAAAUAACUUGCUGAGUGUU
Messenger RNA from Oryzias latipes (Japanese medaka), 4005 nucleotides. It is a transcript of the gene phc2b, whose product is annotated as polyhomeotic homolog 2b (Drosophila). Gene Ontology annotation, molecular function: zinc ion binding; chromatin binding; histone binding. NCBI's taxonomy places the organism in Eukaryota, Metazoa, Chordata, Actinopteri, Beloniformes, Adrianichthyidae. Gene Ontology annotation, biological process: negative regulation of DNA-templated transcription. The record is from RefSeq and is a predicted model, not a curated record. Gene Ontology annotation, cellular component: nucleus; PRC1 complex.